CCAACGAUUCCUGACGAGGCUCGUGUCAAGCUUACCUCUUCUUUGAUUGUGUUUCUGUUCGGUAAACGUCUCUAGGUGCAGGCGAGGUGAGGCAAAACCUUCUUGAUCUUGCUGCCCGGGACAUUCCAGUCUUGAAGCUUGCAGCGUUAAGUUGGAAUCAGCGGACUCUUUUUGUGCAAAGGACUCACAACCCAAUAACAUCACUGCAGAGCGCCGCGACUACUGAUGUCUUCAAACACCAUGGAUCCGACGGCCCAUCGUCCAAUGGAUGUCUCAGAAACGGCGCCAGGUACGAAGCUCCCGGUCAUAGCCGAAACCAAGAACGAUCCCCCGGCAGAAGCCCUCGAGCCACGAAGAGGGGAGGAGCUUGAAGACCUUCUCACCAUCAACGACAUUCGGACUCUCGCGCAGAAGAAAGUCCCAAAGAUGUAUCGAGAUUACUUCAACGAUGGAGCUGACGAUAUGAUAACUCUCCACGACAACGAAGCGGCAUACAACCGCUAUAAAAUCCGUCCACGAGUUUUGAUCGAUAUGUCGAAUCUGGACUCUACCACCAACAUGUUUGGUACCAAGAUUUCCUUACCCCUUGGUUUUGCACCCGCUGCAGCACACAAGCUCGCACACCCCGAUGGCGAAGCCGCGACAUCGCGGGCAGCGGCCAAGGCUGGCAUACCAAUGGGUCUCUCCUCUUACUCGAAUACCCCAAUCGAGGAGGUCGCCUGUGAAGGAAGAGGAAAUCCAUAUAUAAUGCACCUCACCAUCAUGAAAGACAGAAGCAAAACAUUACAGACGCUUCGGCGGGUCGAAAGUGAGUCAGAUCAAGCCCUUGUCACUCAGGGCUUCAUUCCUUCCGAUUCUGUUUACGAAAUGCUGACGUCCAAUGGUUGGUCAGAGGCUGGCUUCAAAGGUGUCAUUCUUACGGUCGACGCGGCGGUUCUGGGCCAGCGACUGAAUGAGUACCGCAAUAAUUUCAAAAUGCCACCAGGUGUCGGAUUUCCUAUUCUGCAGUUCGAGGACAGCACCGGCGCUGGGAAGGAAGCACCAGUCAACAAAGGCGCGAAGGGAUUCAAGUCCGUAAUCACAGCAGAAAAGGACAAUGGGCAGAGCUGGGAAUCAGUGAUGCCGUGGAUAAAGUCACAGACCAAGCUGCAGGUCUGGGUCAAGGGCAUAUACCACCCAGAAGAUGUUAAGAUGGCCAUCAAGUACGGUUUGGACGGUGUGGUGAUUUCGAAUCACGGCGGUCGGCAAUUGGAUGGCGUACCCGCCAGUCUGGACGCGUUGAGGGAUUGCGCGCCUGCGGCUUGUGACGAAAAUGGCAAGAGACUGAUUCAGAUCGCUGUGGACGGAGGCAUAAGGAGAGGGUCCGACAUCUUCAAGGCCAUUGCUCUGGGCGCACAGAUGGUCUUUGUCGGUAGGAUACCCAUUUGGGGUCUUUCGGUUGGCGGCGAGGAAGGUGUGACAAAAGCAGUCCAGAUCCUCACACAGGAAUUCCGACAAACUAUGGCAUUGGCUGGGUGUCGGACUGUCGCUGACAUAACGCCUGAUCGUCUGGCAAUUCUGAGCAAAGGGAGACUGCUGAAGCUUUAAAAGCACCCGACUUUGACACAUUGACUGGGAA
Molecule: messenger RNA, 1618 nt
Organism: Exophiala viscosa
Lineage: Eukaryota; Fungi; Ascomycota; Eurotiomycetes; Chaetothyriales; Herpotrichiellaceae
Product: (S)-2-hydroxy-acid oxidase
Exons: 2
Coding region: 226-1587 (453 amino acids)
Molecular function (GO): FMN binding; oxidoreductase activity
Source: RefSeq, a predicted model, not a curated record